Molecule: messenger RNA, 306 nt
Organism: Pseudomassariella vexata
Lineage: Eukaryota; Fungi; Ascomycota; Sordariomycetes; Amphisphaeriales; Pseudomassariaceae
Product: LSM domain-containing protein
Exons: 2
Cellular component (GO): NatC complex
Source: RefSeq, a predicted model, not a curated record
AAACCGGAAGCCGAGGCCUGGCUUCACUCACUCAUCAACAAGAACCUGCGUGUCCACACAACCGACUUGCGCAUGUUCGUAGGCACGUUCAAAUGCACGGAUCCUAACGGCAACAUCGUGCUCUCGCUCACGCACGAGUACCGGCAGCCCUCCCCGCAGAAGCUAGCCGAAGCCAUGGCCAAAGCUGACUCAUCGGAAACCUUCAGGGCGGAGAUGACGCCGCGGUACCUAGGUCUGGUGGUGGUGCCAGGGCAGUACAUUGUCAAGAUCGAGCUCGAAGAGUUCGUCAGCCAGAUGCGGAAUCGA